Phragmites australis (common reed) is the source of this 1509-nucleotide messenger RNA. Its product is annotated as peroxidase 55-like. Gene Ontology annotation, biological process: hydrogen peroxide catabolic process; response to oxidative stress. Lineage: Eukaryota; Viridiplantae; Streptophyta; Magnoliopsida; Poales; Poaceae. The record is from RefSeq and is a predicted model, not a curated record. The coding region runs from base 268 to 1257 and encodes 329 amino acids. The transcript has 3 exons. Gene Ontology annotation, molecular function: peroxidase activity; heme binding.
GCUCUUUACUUUCGCCAGAGAAAAAACUUCUAGCUUUUUGAGAAGCUAGUCUCGAAGUUGCAGUUGGUGCUAACAGAAGUAAACCAUGGUUCCAAUUUCCGAUUCAGCUUUGUAAGCUAAGCCGGCCAAAACGCCCACCAAUCAUCGCACUCACCGCUAUAAAACCUUCCUCUCACCUCUCCCCCGACCAUUUCAUCCUCCCCGUUUCUCCCCUCCUCCUCCAUCCCUCCGCUCCCUACAUCACCACAGGCCCCGGCAGCAAGAGCCAUGGAGAAACGGAGAAGAUGCUUGCCAUUAAUGGUGGCGGCGGCGUUCUUGAUGUCCACAGUGUCGUCGCCCGGCGUGGCGGCGCUGUCGCCGGACUACUACAAGGACAGCUGCCCCGACCUGGAGUCGAUCGUGCUGUACGAGGUGACCAAGAAGAAGAACGAGACGGUGGUCACCAUCCCGGCGACGCUCAGGCUCGUCUUCCACGACUGCAUGGUUGGGGGUUGUGACGCCUCAGUCCUAAUAGCGUCCCCCAACGACGAUGCCGAGAAGGACGCGUCCGACAACAUGUCCCUCGCCGGCGAUGGCUUUGACACCGUCAACCGAGUCAAGGCUGCCGUCGAGAAAAAGUGCCCCGGCGUGGUCUCCUGCGCCGACAUCAUCGCGCUCGCUGCCAGAGACGUCGUCUACCUGUCGCACGGCCCCCACUGGAGCGUCGAGCUCGGCCGGCUCGACGGCCUCGUCUCCAGCGCCAGCGAGGUCAAGGGCAAGCUGCCCGACCCAGACAUGCACGUCCAGGAGCUCGCCGCGUUGUUCCAGAAGAACGACCUGUCCAUGGUCGACCUGGUCGCGCUCUCGGGAGCGCACACCGUCGGCUUUGCGCAUUGUAGCCGCUUCACCGACAGGCUAUACAGCUACAGCAGCAGCACGCCGACGGACCCGUCCUACAACCAGGACUACGCGGAGCAGCUCAUGGAGGCGUGCCCGCGCAACGUCGGCCCGACCAUCGCCGUCAACAUGGACCCCAUUAGCCCCAUCGACUUUGACAACAAGUACUACUCCAACCUCGAAGAUGGGCUGGGGCUCUUCACCUCCGACCAGGUGCUGUACACCGACGAGGCGACACAGGGGAUAGUGAAGCAGUUCGCAGCGAAUCAGACGGCCUUCUUCGAUGCUUUCGUCAGCUCCAUGAUCAAGCUGGGGAGGGUAGGUGUGAAGACCGGAGAAGAUGGAGAGAUCAGAAGAGUCUGCACUGCCUUCAACCACUAGAGGGCUGCAGCAGCAAUUGUAAUUCAGAUUAUCUGAUGCUGUUUGGAGUUGAGAUACAUCCUUUUGCAUACAGUUGCCAAAAGUUGAAGGUGUUCUUUCAUCCUUUUUUUUAUUACUUUUUUGUGCUUAUUAUUUUUUGGGUGCAUUUUUGUACAGACUGAAGAGUGUAAUACCAUGGACAACUUGAGAAUUCUUACUUGAAAAGGUUAAUCUGAUGAUAGGGCUAAUAAAGGGAAAGAUAUUUUGGUUUAU